AUGUCCACUGAAGACGUUACUCCUGUUCAAGAUGAUGAAAAUGAGUCCAACGAGGAAGUACCAAAAGUAAAGCGAUUGCCACGGAGUGCGAAAAAACGACUACGUUACGAGCGUCUUCGUCAACAGUAUAAACAAGCACCUAAGAAGAAGAAGAAAUCUCGUCCAUCUUUCAAUCUGCCGUCAUCGGAUGCUACUGAAACAGUAUCAUUGACUGGAAAAUUGUUCAAACGAACCGUCAACGAGCGUUUAGCAGAAAUUAAUCGAGAAACAACAACACCUGUGAUAUGUAUCGAUUGUGCAUACAAUGAAUCUAUGUCGGGUAAGGAAAUUGCUAGCCUUGCUCGACAAAUCGGACGAUGCUACAGUUCAAAUCGUCGAGCUCCUAAGCCUGUACGACUUACUUUAACAAAUUGGUCCAAUGAAAGUCCUCUAGCUCAAGAAUGCCGUCGUGUUAAUAGUGGCUUCGAGAACUAUCAAAUCAUUCUUUGUGAUAAACCGAUUCAUGAAUGUCAUCCGUCUGAUUCUUUGAUUUAUUUGAGUCCAAAUGGUGAUAAAGUAUUGACCGAAGUGAACGAACAAAAUGUAUACGUUAUCGGUGGUCUCGUUGAUGAAAGUGUGCGAAAAAAUAUGACGUUUCAAACGUGUCAAAAUAUCAACAUUGCUUGUUACAGACUACCGAUUGAAACUUAUAUGGAACACUCCGCUGAUGGCGGCACGUUCAAUCAAAUUCUAACGAUAAAUCAAGUGUUCGACAUUUUACAGUCGUACAUGACAACACAGGAUUGGGGAGAGACAUUGAAGAAGCACGUACCUGAACGUAAGGGUUGGGUCGUGAAGAAAAUUGAAGAUUCUAAUGAUAAUAAAAAUAACAUCGAAACUGUCUAA
Messenger RNA from Adineta ricciae, 885 nucleotides. NCBI's taxonomy places the organism in Eukaryota, Metazoa, Rotifera, Eurotatoria, Adinetida, Adinetidae. The record is from the annotation of a GenBank genome assembly.